CUCGCCACUCCCUCUACAGAGCACACCCGGAACCUUAACCCUAGCUCAUUCCAACUCCGUCGCUGCCAAAAUGCCGCCCAAGUUCGAUCCAUCUCAGGUGGUCGAGGUUUUCGUCCGAGUUACCGGCGGUGAAGUCGGAGCUGCGAGUUCACUCGCUCCAAAAAUCGGUCCGCUCGGUCUCUCCCCUAAAAAAAUCGGUGAAGACAUCGCAAAGGAAACCGCCAAGGACUGGAAGGGUCUCCGAGUCACUGUAAAACUAACCGUCCAAAACCGUCAAGCUAAAGUCUCCGUCGUUCCCUCCGCUGCCGCACUCGUCAUCAAGGCGUUGAAGGAGCCGGAACGUGACCGUAAGAAGACCAAAAACAUUAAGCAUAACGGUAACAUCUCGCUCGAUGACGUCAUCGAGAUCGCUAAGGUGAUGAAGCCAAGAUCGAUGGCGAAGGAUUUGAGUGGAACAGUGAAGGAGAUUUUGGGCACGUGUGUAUCAGUUGGUUGUACGGUAGAUGGGAAGGAUCCUAAGGAUUUGCAGCAAGAGAUUGAUGAUGGUGAUGUCGAGAUUCCUCUCGAUUGAAUGCGAAUUAUCAACUGAUGGUAAUAUUAUGUUAAUUUUAUGUUAUUUUGUUUUGAGGAUGUCAUCUUGAGGAUCAUUUUGAUAUAACUAUGACAUUCUGGAAUUUUAUAUUUGGAAAUGUAGUUUGGAUUUGCUUUUUCUCGAUGAAGUGCUUUAGCAUUGCUUUAUGCGUUUUGCUGAA
Molecule: messenger RNA, 752 nt
Organism: Nicotiana tabacum (common tobacco)
Lineage: Eukaryota; Viridiplantae; Streptophyta; Magnoliopsida; Solanales; Solanaceae
Product: large ribosomal subunit protein uL11
Biological process (GO): translation
Cellular component (GO): ribosome; cytosolic large ribosomal subunit
Molecular function (GO): structural constituent of ribosome; large ribosomal subunit rRNA binding
Source: RefSeq, a predicted model, not a curated record